AUGUCGACAGCUCCCUCAAGCUCCAUUGACCUCUCUCUCGGCCUCGAGGGCCAUCAUGUCCUCAUCACUGGCGGCGCUGGCCACAUCGGUCGUGUCGUCGUCGCUGCAUUUCUAUCUGCCGGAUCCAACGUAACUUCAUUGGACAUUGCUCACAAACCCGAAGAUCAAAUCCUAGAACCGCAAGUCCAACCCCACCAUGCCAACCACCCGAAGCUCCUGGCCAUACGCACCAACAUAACAGACCCGGAAUCCGUCAAGCAAGCAUUCGACCUCGCCAGAUUGCACCUGGGCGACGUGCACACAUGCGUGUGUCUCGCCGGCCUGGACCUAAGUGUCCUCUCCAAAGACGGCCUGAUCGGAGGCGACGUUAAAAAAUGGAGGACCGUCCUCGACGUCAACGUUAUCGGUAGCAUGGUCAUAGCACAAGCAUGGCUGGCCGGUAUCCAGCGCCUCGCAACGCCACAUCCGUCGUCUCCCAAACAUCUCUCUCUGAUCCUCUGCUCGUCCGAGGCCGCACACUUCGGCACUCCGCUUAUCCCUAUCUACGCUACCUCUAAGGCCGCCCUGCAUGGUCUUUUGCGUUCCCUUGCUGAAGCCGUGCCCAAGGCUCAGCCGUAUGCCCGCGUCAAUGCAGUUGCGCCGGGGCCUGUUGAUACGCCUCGGUUUAGGGAGGAAUGUGCGGCGGACCCGCAUCAGUUUUAUGUUGAUGCGCAAGCUACUGUGCCGAGGCGUAUGCCUGUGCCGGUUGAAGACGUGGCGAAGACGUGUGUUGUGUUGGCGAGUGGGAAUAUGAGUGGUAGUGUGCAUGGCCAGGUUGUGCGUGUGGAUGGGGGCAAAACGGGGAAUUUGGUGUGGCGGGAGGGCGAAGUCGGGCAAGAGGGGUCUGGGAGAUAG
This is a messenger RNA of Pseudovirgaria hyperparasitica, 894 nucleotides long. RefSeq names its product NAD(P)-binding protein. Lineage: Eukaryota; Fungi; Ascomycota; Dothideomycetes; Acrospermales; Acrospermaceae. The record is from RefSeq and is a predicted model, not a curated record. The transcript has a single exon. Gene Ontology annotation, molecular function: oxidoreductase activity. Bases 1 to 894 code for a protein of 297 amino acids.